Messenger RNA from Caenorhabditis sp. 36 PRJEB53466, 306 nucleotides. NCBI's taxonomy places the organism in Eukaryota, Metazoa, Nematoda, Chromadorea, Rhabditida, Rhabditidae. The record is from the annotation of a GenBank genome assembly.
AUGACCGAUAAUAUCACUGGACUCCCGACUCACUUCAUCGCCCCGGAACCGCAACACGACAUCUACCCACCAAUCGGCGUCAAUGUCGAGGAAUCUAUGUGGAGGUGAGAAGAACUCUUGUUUUUUAUUAUUCUUCUCUGAGUGACAAUUCCUGAAUACAUGUAAAAUGUGUGUAUUUUCAGCCGCUUCAAGAAGUCGGUCUCCAAUCUGAUGGCCAGAGCUUUCUGCAGAACCGACGGCCGCCAGUACGACUACUACUCGAAGACCGCCUGCCCGACCGAUGGAAAGAACCUCCCGCCAGUCUGA